Antrostomus carolinensis (chuck-will's-widow) is the source of this 946-nucleotide messenger RNA. It is a transcript of the gene CIBAR1, whose product is annotated as CBY1 interacting BAR domain containing 1. The annotation marks the transcript as partial. The transcript has 8 exons. The record is from RefSeq and is a predicted model, not a curated record. NCBI's taxonomy places the organism in Eukaryota, Metazoa, Chordata, Aves, Caprimulgiformes, Caprimulgidae. Gene Ontology annotation, cellular component: ciliary transition zone; ciliary basal body. Gene Ontology annotation, biological process: cilium assembly.
UAUAAUUAUAUAUUUUUUUCUUCUGUAUGUGUUGUACCCAUUUGUCCUCUUCUUAUUUUUCACUUAUUUUUCUUUGAUAUCCAGGGACAACCAGACGAGACAAAUACAAGAUGCUGUUUCAAAUGUGGAAAAACAUUUUGGUGAAUUGUGCCAAAUAUUUGCUGGAUAUGUACGUAAAACUGCCAGACUACGAGACAAAGCAGAUCUUCUAGUAAAUGAAAUAUAUGCAUAUGCAGCCACAGAGACACCAAACUUAAAAGUUGGACUGAAAAACUUUGCAGAUGAAUUUUCCAGACUUCAGGAUUAUCGCCAGGCAGAGGUUGACAGGCUUGAAGCCAAGGUUGUUGAACCUCUGAAAAGUUAUGGGACCAUAGUGAAACUUAAAAGGGAUGAUCUUAAAGCAACUUUAACAGCAAAGAACAGAGAAGCCAAGCAGUUAUCUCAACUGGAAAAGACACGUCAGCGGAAUCCAUCAGAUCGGCACAUUAUUUCACAGGCUGAAAGUGAAUUGCAGAGAGCUUCCCUGGAUGCAACUCGAACAACUCGGCAGUUAGAGGAAACCAUUGAUAAUUUUGAGAAACAGAAAAUAAAGGACAUAAAAAACAUAUUUUCUGAAUUUAUAACUAUAGAAAUGUUAUUCCAUGGGAAAGCUUUAGAGAUAUAUACUGCUGCCUACCAAAAUAUCCAAAAUAUUGAUGAAAAUGAAGAUUUAGAGGUUUUUCGGAGCUCGCUUUAUCCAUCUGACUAUCAAUCUCGCUUAGACAUAGUUCGUGCAAAUUCAAAGUCACCCCUGCAAAGAACUGGCUCCUUAAAAUCUUCAUUAAGGACAGUACAGAUUUCCAGCAGUAUGUUAAGAAAAGACGAAGAAGAGGAGGAAGAAGAUGAAGAUGAGGAAGAGGAGGAGGAGGAGGAGGAAGAAUUAGAUGCUACUAAAGAAGUGAGAUAA